Messenger RNA from Myzus persicae (green peach aphid), 1669 nucleotides. Its product is annotated as zinc finger SWIM domain-containing protein 3-like. The record is from RefSeq and is a predicted model, not a curated record. NCBI's taxonomy places the organism in Eukaryota, Metazoa, Arthropoda, Insecta, Hemiptera, Aphididae. The transcript is spliced from 4 exons. The coding region runs from base 284 to 1669 and encodes 461 amino acids.
UACACUGUACCGGGUCACACUGUAAAUUACCUGUUGAGUAUCACACCGAACUGCAUUGGGCGCGUAAUUUAAAUAUUUAAUAAUAGAUUUUUAUUAGGAAAACUUUAAUUGUUUAUUUGGCUUUUACCUACCUUUAUAUCCUUUCCAUUGUAUAACCCGAUGAUAAGUAUAAAGCUGUACUAACCUAUAAAAGUUAAUUGCACUAACCUUGUACAAGUUAUUCAGUGUUCAUCAGUUAUUUUUCAGUGUUUAAAGUAAAUUAUCUGUUAUAUAUAUAAUUAUUAUGAAGCUCCAAGAUAGCUAUAAAUCAUUUGAAGAGUUCGAGAGCAGCUUUAGGGUCUACAAAGACGUGAAUUUUGUAGAUUUCUUUAUAAAAGACUGCCAGACAUUAACCUCCAUUAACGCGAAAUUUCCAAAUGGCAGAAUGAUGACAGCAUCCAGUGACUUAAAAUAUUAUUAUAUUAAAUUUUGUUGUGUGCAUGGAGGAUGCUACAAAAAAAAAAAAACCCUUGACCAACGUUCUACAUCUACAAUGCGCCAAGGCUGUGAUGCUGGCAUUUACCUGAAGGCAUCAGAUGAUGGAAAAUCUCUAGUCAUCACAAAGAUGACUGAGGACCACAACCAUGAGGUUUCCAAGAUACUGUAUGAUCAUCUCCCUAACCAAAGGAAAAUAACCCCCGAAAAUAAGGCCACCGUAUUGGAGCUUAUGGACCUCAAAGCAAAUAAAAAAAUGAUUCAACAUAAAAUAAUGAACGAAAGUGGGAAGAUUGUUACUUUAAAAGACUUAUCAAAUAUUCAUACUACAGGCAGAAAUAAUGAUUCAAAGAACAAUUUAGUGGAGGUUGUUAAUAAAUUAAAGACCAAAUUUAAUUGUAUUGUUGAAAUAUCAACAGAUGAGUCAAAUAACCUCAAUGGUGUUUUUAUACAGGACAGAUUCAUGACUGAAUCGUUUGAAGCAUUUCCUGAAGUAGUUUUUGCAGAUGCUACUUACAAACUGCUCGACUUAAGAUUGCCAGUAUAUGUGUUAAUGACGGAGGAUGGCAACGGACAGAGUGAAAUUGCAGCAAUUGGCUUAUUAGUGAACGAGGAAGAAGUUACCUUGCGCUGGUUUUUUGAAACUUUUAAAAAAAAAAACCCAAUUUCGGCACAAACUCGGGUGUAUGUAACGGACAAGGACAUGAAGGAAAGAAAUGUUAUCAAGCAAGUCUUUCCUAAUAGCGCACUCACAAUAUGUUUAUUUCAUACUUUGAGAACAUUUAACCGCGAAAUUACCUGUGAUAAGCGAAAUAUCACUCCCAAUGAAAGGGACACGGUAAAAGAAGUAAUUCAAAGUAUUGUUUAUUGUAAAUCAGAAAUGGAAUAUAAUAAUUUAUACCAACACUUGAAGACUAUAGCACCAGAAACAGUCAUGGAAUAUUACAAUAAAAACUGGCAUUUAAUAAGGGAUGAAUGGGUGAUAGGCAUGACCUACAUGACAGGAAAUUUUAUGAAUAAAACAAAUAAUAGAUUAGAGAGUUUCAACGGGAAACUAAAAUCUGUUAUUUCCUGUUUUUCUACUUUAGAAAAUUUUGUAGAAAAAUUAUUCAUUGUUCUCAAAUGCAUUAGAUUAGAACGCGAUAAAAAUGCUGUGAAGUUGGUUCAAAAACACCCAAUUCAAAUGUNAUUUUAA